This is a messenger RNA of Fimicolochytrium jonesii, 1524 nucleotides long. RefSeq lists its product as uncharacterized. The transcript is spliced from 10 exons. NCBI's taxonomy places the organism in Eukaryota, Fungi, Chytridiomycota, Chytridiomycetes, Spizellomycetales, Powellomycetaceae. The coding region runs from base 1 to 1524 and encodes 507 amino acids. The record is from RefSeq and is a predicted model, not a curated record.
AUGAGGCCUAAACGUCUGGCAACAUGGAAGAACAGCACACAGUUCCCCGCGUCGGAAGCCAUGCGCAGCGUAGCGUUAUCUAGUGGAGGCGAUAUGGCACAUGGGCAGAGCAGAGGAGCGGGGUCAACAUCCCAUGUCCAAGCGGAUGGUAGAGGGAAGAGUCCAUAUGAACCACCGCCAUCGGCCGAGAAGCCAAAUCGGGUCGAUGAGCGGAGCGAUAAACGAAUCAGGUCAAGCUAUGCACCGCAGGAUGCACCACGGCCUUCUAGUACAUCCUCAUCUGAGGCGGCAAGCAAGACCGCGAAAGGUCCAGAAACCAAGCCUGAUGUGAUAAUACAUGUGUAUGAUGAGAGCAAGAAAGCAAAACGGGACUACUUCUGCGACCGUAUCCUAUUGUUGCGCCAGAUGCCAUACUUCUCCCCAUACCUUCUCAACCACGCUGCCGAAGCCACUAUUGAAAUCGAUGUACAUUGCGACAUCCAAGUGUUCGAAUGGCUGAUGCUGUACAUUUCAAGGAAGCGGCCUUUGUUCGAGCCCAGAUUGGCAUUGAGCAUCCUUGUCAGCUCGAACUUCUUGCAGAUGGCAGCGCUUGAAGAUCAAUGCUUGUCUUAUAUCCAUCAGACGAUUGAUGAUGUUCUCAAAGUCUCUACCGAUAUGACCUGCUUGAAUCAACCUCUCGUUGACAAACUGGCAAAGCUGUUCACCGUCAAUGAACUGGAGAACGUGCACGACAUCCAGGACAAGAUUCUGGGACAAAUCUAUUUCUGCAAGCUGCGCGAUCUUCUGGCGAAGGCGGCCAGCGAAGACAACUUCGUGUGUGCCUGUCGUUUGUGCGGGAGGUUAUACACCGAGAAGCGACAGUUAGAGCUUCUCUGCCACGAGGCGCCUUUGCGAGUGGGAUAUGAUGGGGACGUGACGAGAUGUCACCAGCGUGACGUCUCCUUCAACAUCAAUGACUUUAUGACGACUUUAUAUGCGGCAAAUGUCCCAUGGAAAGAGUCGUAUUGGAUGUUCUGGGGCCUCCUCCACCAUCUUCAUUGCUCAAAGUGUGAUCAAACCUUUGCAUGCGGAGAUUACAAGGGAUGCUGGCAACAUGCCAGCGAAGCCACAUACCCACCCAAGGAUGGAGCGAAUGGAUACCACGCAUGCUGCGGUGCGAGCGCCCAGAAAUUCGAUCCAUUCAAAACAGCCAACGGGUGCAAGCAAGUCGCACAUGUACCCAAUGUCACCUCUGGCGAAGUGUACAGCACGUUCAAAGAUCAUAUGGACCACAUCAUUCGCUCCUCGCUACGUGCGGUGUUCUUGGAAAUCACGUACUCGGUAGAAACCAAGCCCAAGCCGGUCGACCGGUUGUUGCCGAACAGUCUGCAAGGCGAUGGUGCGCACGCGUUCUGCAGGGAUUCGCGGGUCUUUCCUAAUGCCUGGGGUCCUUCGGGCCGGGAAGAGAGGAGGGGCUCGUACUUCGUUGAAGAUCUGGACCGCUUCUCAUCAUUGACGACAAUAUCUCGAGCCGCAAGAGCCUGA